AAGGGAUCACGUCGUCCAUCCUUUUUAACAGUUCAGGACGGUGCAGGACGGGCAGGCGAAGACCGACAUCCACCAGCUCCAGCUUGCUUUGCCACCAGUGAAUCAAAAUGGGAAAGGAAAAGACCCACAUCAACAUCGUGGUCAUUGGCCACGUCGACUCCGGCAAGUCCACCUCUACUGGCCAUCUGAUCUACAAAUGUGGAGGAAUCGACAAAAGAACCAUCGAGAAGUUUGAGAAAGAGGCAGCUGAGAUGGGAAAAGGCUCCUUCAAGUACGCCUGGGUGCUGGACAAACUGAAGGCCGAGCGUGAGCGUGGUAUCACCAUUGACAUCGCUCUGUGGAAGUUUGAGACAGAUAAAUACUACGUGACCAUCAUUGAUGCCCCUGGACACAGAGACUUCAUCAAGAACAUGAUCACUGGUACAUCUCAGGCUGACUGUGCUGUGCUCAUCGUUGCUGCUGGUACUGGUGAGUUCGAGGCCGGUAUCUCCAAGAACGGUCAGACCCGAGAGCACGCCCUGCUGGCCUUCACCCUCGGUGUGAAGCAGCUCAUUGUUGCAAUCAACAAGAUUGACUCAACUGAGCCCCCAUACUCUGAGGCCCGUUUCAAUGAAAUCCAAAAGGAAGUGACUGCCUACAUCAAGAAGAUCGGCUACAACCCCAAGGCUGUUGCCUUCGUCCCCAUCUCUGGAUGGCAUGGAGACAACAUGUUAGAGCCCAGUGAGAAGAUGUCCUGGUACAAGGGAUGGGCCAUUGAACGUAAAGAGGGCAAUGCCAGCGGCAAAACCCUGUUUGAGGCCCUUGAUGCCAUCCUGCCACCUAAGCGCCCCACCGACAAGCCCCUUCGUCUUCCACUGCAGGACGUCUACAAAAUCGGAGGUAUUGGAACUGUCCCUGUCGGUCGUGUUGAGACCGGUACCCUGAAGCCUGGUACGGUCGUCACCUUUUCUCCCUGCGGUAUAACCACUGAGGUGAAGUCUGUAGAAAUGCACCACGAGUCUCUUCCCGAGGCGCUGCCCGGUGACAAUGUCGGCUUCAACGUCAAGAACGUGUCGGUCAAGGAAGUCCGCAGAGGAAACGUUGCCGGUGACAGCAAGAAUGACCCACCAAAGCAGGCUGCUGAAUUUACUGCUCAGGUCAUCGUCCUGAACCACCCUGGACAGAUCCAUGCAGGUUACGCCCCUGUGCUGGACUGUCACACCGCUCACAUUGCCUGCAAGUUCGCAGAGCUCCUUGAGAAGGUGGACCGUCGUUCUGGCAAGAAGUUGGAAGACAACCCCAAGUCUGUGAAAUCUGGAGACGCUGCCAUAGUCUUAUUGAUACCACAGAAACCCAUGUGUGUUGAAGCCUUUUCUGACUAUCCACCACUGGGGCGUUUUGCUGUGCGUGACAUGAAGCAAACCGUAGCUGUGGGUGUCAUCAAGGAAGUCAAUAAGAAAGAAAGUUCUGGAGGAAAGGUCACCAAAGCCGCACAGAAGGCCUCCAAAAAAUGACUUCUCCUGCAGAACAUCCAGAAAGAAGUCAUGUCUCAGCAGCCGUCCCCUCUUCAUCCCAACAUCAUCUUCUUGUUUAUGCUGAUCAAAACCCAUCGGAAGAGCUUCCGCAGGAAAAGAGGGCAUGUUUGUUAUAGGGGAAAUUCUUCUAAGAAUUAGGUCUUACACAAAUAAUAAAAUUAUAAACAC
Cheilinus undulatus (humphead wrasse) is the source of this 1682-nucleotide messenger RNA. RefSeq names its product elongation factor 1-alpha-like. The coding region runs from base 108 to 1493 and encodes 461 amino acids. Gene Ontology annotation, molecular function: GTP binding; translation elongation factor activity; GTPase activity. The transcript is spliced from 8 exons. The record is from RefSeq and is a predicted model, not a curated record. Gene Ontology annotation, biological process: translational elongation; translation. Lineage: Eukaryota; Metazoa; Chordata; Actinopteri; Labriformes; Labridae.